Messenger RNA from Hibiscus syriacus, 1649 nucleotides. RefSeq names its product protein indeterminate-domain 4, chloroplastic-like. Gene Ontology annotation, cellular component: nucleus. The transcript has 3 exons. Lineage: Eukaryota; Viridiplantae; Streptophyta; Magnoliopsida; Malvales; Malvaceae. The coding region runs from base 310 to 1626 and encodes 438 amino acids. Gene Ontology annotation, molecular function: DNA-binding transcription factor activity. The record is from RefSeq and is a predicted model, not a curated record.
UUACCUACAGCCAGAAGAAAGCAUAGAAAAAAAAAACUUUACCAUCACCAGAAAUAAAGGAGAAUUUCCUGGUUCUUGUCUUCCUUUAGCUACAACAAAAAUCCCAAGUUUUCUGUCUUUGUUUUUUGUUUUUUCCUUUGAUUAAUAUAAACAAAUAAUCCUGCAUUUGGUGUGUGUGAUGAGCAUCAAGAACUAGGAAUAAGAGUAAGAAAGGAACAAGAGAGUCUCAUUUGGAAGAAAGACAAAGUUUAUUGUAUUUUUUUAUUAAAAGAUCUCUCUUUGUUUUUGUUUUUCUUUUCCCCUUGUUCAAUGUCAAAUAUCACAGGUGAUGAAGGUAGCUUCUCUUCAGAAGCUCAACAACAAGAGAAAGAACAAGAAAGAAACUUCCAUGGCUCAAGCUCUUUGCUUUCAACCAACAGCAAUGGCUCCACUGCUCAACCUCCAGCCAAGAAGAAACGAAACCUUCCAGGAACUCCUGAUCCCAAUGCAGAAGUGAUUGCUUUAUCGCCAAAUACACUUUCGGCCACGAAUCGUUUCGCGUGUGAAAUCUGCAACAAAGGGUUCCAAAGGGACCAAAACCUUCAGCUCCACCGUCGAGGACAUAAUCUGCCGUGGAAGCUCAAGCAAAGAAGCACAACCGAGAUCCGCAAAAGGGUUUAUGUUUGCCCCGAGCCGUCAUGCAUCUACCAUAACCCGGCUCGAGCCCUAGGCGACCUCACCGGGAUCAAGAAGCAUUUUUACCGUAAGCAUGGCGAGAAGAAAUGGAAAUGCGAUAAGUGCUCCAAGAAAUAUGCCGUGCAAUCUGAUUGGAAAGCUCAUUCCAAGACCUGUGGCACCAAGGAAUACAAAUGCGACUGUGGCACCAUUUUCUCAAGAAGAGACAGUUUUAUAACGCAUCGAGCUUUUUGUGAUGCCCUAACUGAAGAAAACAACAAAGCAAGCCAAGGACUAGUAGUACCAAACGUGGGAUCAACAAAUCUACAAGGCCAAGUUGUUGUUGCUGCUGCUGCUGCUGAUCAGCUCAUCCCUGCAAUUCCCAUCAGUAACAACCCGAAUCCAUCCGCCACUAAUAUAUCAGAUCCAUUCUGCAACAACGACACUAAAAGCUCUUUGCAGCAGCCGUUAAACAUGGCCGGAACCAUGUUUUCAAACGGCGUUUCGAAUUCGUCGGCGACCAUAUUCGACGGAAAUUGCGGUCACCUCUUUUCCGGCUCGGCCUCCAUGUCCGCCACCGCCUUGCUGCAGAAAGCAGCUCAAAUGGGUGCAACCAGUAGUACUUUCACCACAAGUACCAUGGCACCACCGUCGUUUGUUUCAAUACAAACUCAUAACAACAACAACAACAACAACAAUCAAUUCAUUGAUCAAAGUUCAGCUGUCAACAACAAUCUUGGGAUGUUUUCAGGGAUUUUCGAGCAAAACAAUGUGUUGUUGAAGAGGGUUGAUACAAUGACUGUUGAUUUCUUGGGUAUUGGUGGAUCGAGACCAGCAAGGAAUCUACUUGAGAAGCAUCAACAUCAUCAUCAGCAACAUCAUGAUUUUGAUCAGUUUGCAGGAGCCAGACUGCAAGGGUUGAGUCCUUUUCAGCAACACGAAGCGUUGGAGAAACCAAUGUGGAAAGUUUGAAAAAAAUUAAAGUAGAGAGAGAG